Myiozetetes cayanensis is the source of this 907-nucleotide messenger RNA. Its product is annotated as zinc finger protein 239-like. The transcript has 2 exons. The record is from RefSeq and is a predicted model, not a curated record. NCBI's taxonomy places the organism in Eukaryota, Metazoa, Chordata, Aves, Passeriformes, Tyrannidae. The coding region runs from base 1 to 825 and encodes 274 amino acids.
AUGUUCUUGGGCUUCCCUCUGGGCCGGAGGCAGAGCCUGGUGGGAGAGGCCGUUUUGAAGGGCUCCCCGGCGCAGGAAGGCAGCGGGGGGGAAAAGGCCCGGAGAUGCCCCCGGAGGAGGGGCUGCAAAGCCAGCCCAGGGAGCUGUGAGGAGGAAAGACCCGUCCUGUGCCGGGAAGGCAACCGGAGCUUGAGCCGGAGCUCGGAGCUGGUGGUCCCUGAGCAGCCUCCCAGCAGGGAGAAGCCCUUCAGGUGCUUGGAAUGUGGGAAGAGCUUCAGGGAGAGCUCCAAGCUCAUCACUCACCAGCACAUCCACACUGGGGAACGGCCAUACACGUGUAGGGAAUGUGGGAAGAGCUUCAGGAACAGCUCCACCCUGAUCCAACACCAGCUCAUCCACACUGGGGAACGGCCCUACACGUGUAGGGAAUGUGGGAAGAGCUUCAGGUACAGCUCCCACCUGAUCCGACACGAGCUCAUCCACACUGGGGAACGGCCCUACAAGUGUGAGGAAUGUGGGAAGAGCUUCAGUGACAGCUCCAGCCUCCGCACCCACCAGCUCAUCCACACUGGGGAGCGGCCCUACAAGUGCUUGGAAUGUGGGAAGAGGUUUCAGCGCAGCUCAGAUCUCCUCGUGCAUGAGCGGACACACACAGAUGAGAGGCCCUUCCGCUGCACCGACUGUGGGAAGGGCUUCAACCUGAAAUCCACCCUUGUCAAGCACCGGCGCAUCCACACUGGGGAGAGACCCUACAAGUGUGAGGAGUGUGGGAAGAGCUUCAGCGACAGCUCUGCCUUUAGCAGACACCAACGGACCCACCGGUAAGGGAAGCCCCUCGAGUGCCCCGACUGCGGGAAGAACUUUGGCCGCUACUCCGGCUCCGUCACCCAUCGGAGAACCCGCCUUG